Myxocyprinus asiaticus (Chinese sucker) is the source of this 3934-nucleotide messenger RNA. Its product is annotated as long-chain-fatty-acid--CoA ligase 4-like. Lineage: Eukaryota; Metazoa; Chordata; Actinopteri; Cypriniformes; Catostomidae. Gene Ontology annotation, cellular component: endoplasmic reticulum; plasma membrane; lipid droplet. The record is from RefSeq and is a predicted model, not a curated record. The transcript has 15 exons. Gene Ontology annotation, molecular function: arachidonate-CoA ligase activity. Gene Ontology annotation, biological process: neuron differentiation; long-chain fatty acid metabolic process; long-chain fatty-acyl-CoA metabolic process. Bases 277 to 2397 code for a protein of 706 amino acids.
UGAAAAAUAUGGAGUCAGAUGACGCAACAUUUCCGGGUGUCGCAGUACGCGCUGGAGGUAACUGUCGGUCAUUCAGCUUGCCAGCAGCAACAGACUGGCGUACACGAUACGGCUCUGGAGGUUACACAUUUUGGAGCCAAUAAGACAUCCCUAAGUCUUCCUGAACUUUGACCCCAGGAUCCUCAUUUGGACCCUGAACAACAGAUUCCCUCUAUAUCAGGCUUGGCCUGAUCCCUUCAUCUCACAGUUUUUUUCACAGCAGACGUGCGUCUAAACAUGGACCGGAGCACCAUUCUACUGUUUCCCGUACAUGCACUUGUGUGGCUAUACUCCCUCCUGAGCUUUCUGCCAUGGUACUUCCUCACGGGAGCACAGGAAAAGAAAGCCCUGGCAAAGAGGCUGAAAUCCAAGUCUACCACAGGCCAAUCGGAUGGACCUUACCGUUCCGUUGAUCACUUUGAAUCUCUGGUGAGGGUGGAUUUCCCUGGAAAAGACACCCUUGACAAGCUGUUUGACUAUGCGGUGCAGCGUUUCGGUGAAGCAGACUGCCUGGGUACCCGAGAAGUUCUCAGUGAAGAAAAUGAGACCCAACCGAGUGGGAAAGUCUUUAAAAAGUUAAUUCUUGGUGAUUAUAAGUGGAAGUCCUAUAAGGAUCUGGAUGUUGAGAUCAGUCAGUUUGGGAGUGGGCUGGCAGCACUAGGCCAACAGCCAAAAAGCACCAUUGCCAUUUUCUGUGAGACACGUGCGGAGUGGAUGAUUACUGCUCAGACCUGCUUCAGACGCAAUUUCCCAUUGGUGACCUUUUAUGCGACUCUUGGAGAAGAGGCAGUGGUUUUUGGAUUGAAUGAAUGUGGAGUUACCCACCUCGUCACCAGUGUAGAACUGCUGGAAACCAAGCUGAAAAGCGUUCUUCCUCAAAUCCCCAAUCUGAAACACAUCAUCUGUGUGGACAGGAAGGGUAUCAACACUGCAGGAUAUCCACAGGGCAUACAGAUCCACAGCAUGCAUUCUGUGGAGGAGCUAGGAGCCAAGCCAGAAAACUUGAGCAGAGAAAUAGUGAAGCCUGUUCCAUCAGACCUUGCUGUUAUUAUGUACACCAGCGGUUCUACUGGCAGACCUAAAGGAGUAAUGAUUAUCCAUAGUAACCUCAUUGGUGGCAUGGCAGGCCAGUGUGAAAGGAUACCUGGCUUGGGCCCAAAGGACACAUACAUUGCUUAUCUUCCUUUGGCUCAUGUGUUGGAAAUGACAGCUGAGAUCUCAUGUGUGACCUAUGGCUGCAGGAUAGGCUAUUCCUCCCCACAAACUCUGUCUGAUCAGUCAACCAAGAUUAAGAAGGGAAGUAAAGGUGACUGCACUGUGCUAAGACCUUCCUUAAUGGCUGCUGUACCUGAAAUAAUGGACCGAAUCAAUAAGAAUGUCAUGAGUAAAGUGCAGGAAAUGAGCUGUGUGCAGAGGACCCUGUUCAAACUGGCUUACGACUACAAGCUCGAGCAGAUCAAGAAGGGUUACGAUGCGCCGCUUUGCAAUAUUGUGUUUAAGAAAGUGAGAGCGCUGCUGGGUGGGAAUGUACGUAUGAUGCUGUCCGGAGGAGCUCCUCUGUCUCCUGCCACUCAACGCUUCAUGAACAUCUGUUUCUGCUGUCCUGUUGGUCAGGGAUAUGGUCUUACAGAGACCUGUGGAGCAGGCACUAUAACUGAGGUUGCAGACUACAGCACUGGACGAGUAGGAGCUCCUCUGAUCUGUUGUGAGAUCAAACUAAAAGACUGGGCAGAAGGUGGCUAUACAAAGCACGACAACCCUCAUCCUCGUGGUGAGAUCCUCAUUGGAGGUCCUAAUGUGACCAUGGGCUACUACAGGAGUGACAUCUCUAACAAUGAGGACUUCUAUGUGGAUCAGAAUGGACAGCGAUGGUUUUGCACUGGUGAUAUCGGGGAGAUGCACCCUGAUGGCUGUCUUCAGAUUGUUGAUCGCAAGAAGGACCUUGUGAAACUUCAGGCCGGGGACUACGUCUCUUUAGGCAAAGUUGAGUCAGCAUUGAAGAACUGUUCUCUCAUUGACAACAUCUGCGCAUACGCAAACAGUGACCAGAACUACGUCAUCAGCUUUGUUGUUCCUAAUCAGAAGAAGCUCACAGCUCUUGCCAAUCAGAAGGGUAUCGAGGGCACGUGGGAAGAGAUCUGCAACCAUCCACUUAUGGAGAGGGAAGUUCUGAGAGAAAUUAAGGAAGUUGCAACUUCAAUUAAACUACAGCGCUUCGAGAUACCAGUCAUGGUCCAUUUGAGUCCGGAGCCAUGGACCCCUGAGACAGGCCUAGUGACUGAUGCAUUCAAACUGAAGAGGAAGGAACUGAAGAACCACUAUCUUAAUGACAUCGAAAGAAUGUAUGGCCACAAGUAGGACCUCUUAUCACAGCCAAAGACACCUUCAUCAGAUCCUCGCAGUGUACAAUUGCUGUAUAUCAAUAAAUGUUUAAAAAAAAAAAAAAAAGUUUGCCACAACCUCACCACUGCCCAUUGCUUAGUGAUGUGCACCAAUUUUUGAAGACAAACAGUGUUGAUGAGCUGUUGGUCUGUGCAUUUUUUAUUCUGGAUAACAAGCAGAGCUAUGUGGUCUUUUCAUUCAAAGAACUGUAGUCUCUUUGCUAUAAAGUAGUUUACAAUAAAAUGAGUCAUAGCUGAGUAGACCUGUUGGGUAGUGGACAAUAUUCAGCUUAUCCAACAUAAAACAUCCACUAAUUUCUCCCUGUAGUAUGCAGGAGUCUAUUGUAAAAAAAAAAAAAAAAAAGAUUUCAACCAUUGAACAGCGAUAUACUGCCAUCACUUUUUGUUGUUGUAUGAAAAUGUAUCUUUGUAAAAAAAAAAAAAGUUUUUUGUUUGUUUGCAUGGUUUAAAAGAAUUUGAAAAAUUAAUUGCUAGCUGAGGUUGUCAUUGCACUGCGAAACUCUGCCUCCUUUUGGAGGAAAGUAAUAUAUACAGUGGUGAUGUUUCUGUGCCUUCUGAUUGUUUGUUAUUUUCAAUGUUGAUUCCCUAUUGGUGGUAAAUUCCUGUGCUUCAUCCACUCAGUACAUCAGGAGCUAGCGGCUCCUUGAUGGUUACAAACCACUGUUAUUUCACUUGAGUUUAUUUUAUGUUGAAAAUGUAUCUAGUGGAGUUAGUUCUGAGUUCUUUUGUUCCAUAUGCUCAUGGAAUGACUUGGGAUUUGUUGAGAUGACUUGCAAGUGGUUUGUUGCUGAUUUGUACUGUUAGACAACUGAAAUGAAGGGAAAUUUUUUUAGGAAUAAUAUCUUCCCAUCUUAAGCCACAGAGGUAAUGGUUGUAGUACAGCCGUAUCAUCAUUUUUUAUACUGACAUAAAUCACUGAUUCUAGUGUUGACCAUGUCUGGAGAAAGUGAUUUGUUUAUAGAGCUCUUUAGGUUGAAGUCCACAAACUCGGAAGAGAAUUCGCCUUGGGUUCCCUGUGGACUUUCCUAUUGGUUUUUUAAAAAUGAUAGUUUUGGAUUUAUGAGAAAUAUAAGGACUGGGGUAAAUAUUACUUGACAAUAUAUGGAUGUUUUGUUGUACUCGUAUAUCAAACAGGAAUUUUCAAGCUGCAUUGAACUGCAGACUUUUUAAAAAUAAAUUUGUAAUUAAUGUUGUAGAACAAAACGUCCAAGCAUCUUCAAGUAAUGUUAACCAUAGACCUUAUUUUACUCAAAAGUUGAAACACCCCAUCAUCAAAACCCAUAGUAAAUCCUUAUUGAACCAUGGCGAAUUACAUUUCCGAGUUCGCCUAAGAAUUGACAUCACAGCUGAACAGCUCUAUUGUCACAAGCUCUAUUAUCUGAUUAUUUAUAUAUAUAUAUAUAUAUCAUCAGAUUUUAAUACAUUUGGUAAUGUUAUCACCUCUGUUCUAAAAUAAGUUUUCUGAGAUCAUUGAAAAAAAAAAAAAAAACAAA